Lucilia sericata (common green bottle fly) is the source of this 1844-nucleotide messenger RNA. Its product is annotated as actin, indirect flight muscle-like. The record is from RefSeq and is a predicted model, not a curated record. NCBI's taxonomy places the organism in Eukaryota, Metazoa, Arthropoda, Insecta, Diptera, Calliphoridae. Gene Ontology annotation, biological process: mitotic cytokinesis.
UUAUGCCAAAUUCUAAUACAUAUAAAUGGAUUAGUGUGAGAGUAAAUGUUAGUGUUCGUGUGUGAAGUACAAAAAAAAGUUUCUUAUAAAGGCUACACAAUUCUUCAGCACAUCCAUUUGUUGUUGAGUUUAGACGCCAACAAGGAUCCAUCCAACGAUUAAAUACAUUUUUUUAUAUUUAAAUCAUUUUCGUUUUGUUGGCCGAUAAAGACACUCUAAACUGCCAAAAUGUGUGAUGAUGAUGCUGGUGCUUUAGUUAUUGACAACGGUUCGGGUAUGUGCAAAGCUGGCUUUGCUGGUGAUGACGCCCCCCGUGCUGUCUUCCCCUCCAUUGUUGGUCGCCCCCGUCAUCAAGGUGUGAUGGUCGGUAUGGGUCAAAAAGACUCCUAUGUUGGUGACGAGGCUCAGAGCAAACGUGGUAUUCUAACAUUGAAAUACCCCAUCGAACACGGUAUCAUCACCAAUUGGGAUGAUAUGGAAAAGAUUUGGCAUCACACCUUCUACAAUGAAUUGCGUGUGGCCCCCGAAGAACAUCCAGUAUUAUUGACUGAGGCCCCCUUGAAUCCCAAGGCCAAUCGUGAGAAGAUGACUCAAAUUAUGUUUGAGACCUUCAACUCGCCCGCUAUGUAUGUUGCCAUCCAGGCCGUGUUGUCUUUGUAUGCUUCCGGUCGUACCACUGGUAUUGUAUUGGACUCUGGUGAUGGUGUCUCUCACACAGUACCCAUCUAUGAAGGUUUCGCUUUGCCUCAUGCCAUUUUGCGUUUGGAUUUAGCUGGUCGCGAUUUGACCGACUACUUGAUGAAGAUCUUGACUGAACGUGGCUACUCCUUCACCACCACUGCUGAACGUGAAAUUGUUCGUGACAUUAAGGAAAAGUUGUGCUAUGUUGCUUUGGACUUUGAGCAGGAAAUGGCCACCGCUGCUGCCUCCACCUCUUUGGAAAAGUCCUAUGAAUUGCCCGAUGGUCAAGUCAUCACUAUUGGUAAUGAACGUUUCCGUUGCCCCGAAGCCCUCUUCCAACCCUCUUUCUUGGGCAUGGAAUCUUGCGGUAUUCACGAGACUGUCUACAACUCCAUCAUGAAGUGCGAUGUCGACAUCCGUAAGGACUUGUAUGCCAACUCUGUAUUGUCCGGUGGUACCACCAUGUACCCUGGUAUUGCUGAUCGUAUGCAAAAGGAAAUCACUGCCUUGGCUCCAUCCACCAUUAAGAUUAAGAUCAUUGCUCCACCUGAAAGAAAGUACUCCGUAUGGAUCGGUGGUUCUAUCUUGGCUUCUCUAUCCACCUUCCAACAGAUGUGGAUCUCGAAGCAAGAAUACGAUGAAUCUGGUCCUGGUAUUGUUCACCGCAAAUGCUUCUAAAUCUUUUCGCUGCAAAAGAUUUCGACAAGCUCUAGCCAAGAUCAGAACCUCCAAUUAUGUUUUAAAUACGACAUUCAACAAACACCAACAUCAACCACAACAGCACACAUCCACUUUAAUUUUUAGUUUUAUUAUAAAAAUCUAUUAACAAGAAAAAAAACCAAAAAAAGCACCAACAUCAGUAACAAACAAAUGAAAAACAACAAACUCUUUAUUACAUCAAACAAAUUAUUUCUCAUAUAUGAAGAGAAUUUCGAGUUAUGUUUUAAUUUCCUAUUUUGGAUUUUAAAUCAAAAUUACUUUUUCUCUUCUAUUGUGAAUGAUUUUUUGAUGUUUAAGUUUAUAAUAUGUUUUUUAAAUUCUCUCUUUUUAAUUAUAUUCAUACAAAAAUAAUGAAAUCUAAUUAAGAAUGAAUGGAUCAUCAUUGAAAUUAAUAAAAAUGAAAAUAAAAUUUUAAAUAAAUAAACAACUAAACAACCAAAAAA